AUUUGAUUUAAAAAUCCACACAGGAUUCGGUUAGUGUUGACUACCGCACUGAAUACACAACCGAUCUGACGCGAUGGCCUCACAGAAUAUGGAUCCCGCUGCAGCCGCGUCAAACACAGCGCUGAAGGGAAGCGAGACAAGCGGAAGUGUGUCCAAAGGAUCGGUCUCAAAAAGACUUCAGCAGGAACUGAUGACUCUAAUGAUGUCCGGAGACAAGGGGAUUUCAGCUUUUCCAGAAUCAGACAACCUAUUCAAAUGGAUUGGUACUAUAGAUGGAGCUCAGGGAACGGUUUAUGAAGGUUUGAGGUACAAACUUUCAUUGGAGUUUCCCAGCGGGUAUCCCUACAACGCCCCUCGCGUGAAAUUCAUCACCACCUGUUUUCACCCAAAUGUUGAUGAGAAUGGUUUCAUCUGCUUGGACAUUUUGAAGGACAAGUGGUCUGCACUUUAUGAUGUCCGCUCUAUUUUACUGUCUAUUCAGAGUCUGCUAGGAGAACCCAACAAUGAUAGUCCAUUGAAUUCUGCAGCUGCAGCACUAUGGGAUGACCAGGAUGCAUUUAAAGCCCAGUUGCACGCAAUUUACAAAAAUUGACCAUGAGGAUUACAAAGGUGUCUUGUUUUAUGUAUUUGUUUAUAAUAAUGUAAAUUAAAAUGUUGGGUUUGUGUGUGUACAUUAUUUCUAUGUUGUAUUAAACCUGCUUGAAUAAAAUGCUAAUUUGUACU
Paramisgurnus dabryanus is the source of this 723-nucleotide messenger RNA. RefSeq names its product ubiquitin-conjugating enzyme E2C (gene ube2c). The record is from RefSeq and is a predicted model, not a curated record. NCBI's taxonomy places the organism in Eukaryota, Metazoa, Chordata, Actinopteri, Cypriniformes, Cobitidae.